UCAGUCGCGUAUUUUUAGAGCUCAAGAUGGGAUCGAUUUUCGCUGUUGUGCUGCUGCUGCUGCUGGCUGUGGCCUCGACUCUGGCCAACCCCACAUAUUAUAGAGAUGGCUACCAAUCCGCAAACAGUUUGAUCAGUGGCACCAAAACAGGCGGUCCAUUUCAUACAAACAAUCUCGAUGCUGGUCUCAUUUCGGGUGGCGCGAGUGGCGGACCCUUCCAAAACCCACAGGAGAGUGGUGGGCUGAUAAGUGGCAGCCACUCGGGCGGACCUUUUAUUGGCAAGAGCCAAAACUCGGGACUCAUCAGUGGAACACAUGGAGCAGCAGGCGGUCCGUUUGGCCAUACGGAGAGCCCCUUUGGCGGUUCAGCGGGUGGCGGUGGCUUGUACAACGGCCUGAAUACAGGAGGACCAUAUAGAGAUCAUUAUUAUCUUAAUUAAA
Messenger RNA from Drosophila subobscura, 441 nucleotides. Its product is annotated as keratin, type I cytoskeletal 10-like. NCBI's taxonomy places the organism in Eukaryota, Metazoa, Arthropoda, Insecta, Diptera, Drosophilidae. The coding region runs from base 27 to 440 and encodes 137 amino acids. The record is from RefSeq and is a predicted model, not a curated record. The transcript has a single exon.